Musa acuminata AAA Group (dessert banana) is the source of this 1365-nucleotide messenger RNA. RefSeq lists its product as uncharacterized. Lineage: Eukaryota; Viridiplantae; Streptophyta; Magnoliopsida; Zingiberales; Musaceae. The record is from RefSeq and is a predicted model, not a curated record. The transcript has a single exon. Bases 218 to 1147 code for a protein of 309 amino acids.
CACCAUUACCCACUUGUUGUUCAUGGAUGAUGCAGCUUCUUCGCAAUUCCAUCCACUUCAAAGGGAUCGAUGGAGGGCGGUAGAGAUGAUGUGCGACAUAAACCAAAUCCACCAUCACUUGCUUCACCCCGUUAACAUCAAUACAAGAUUCGAGACGAUCGAGAAUGUAUCGUAGUCAUGAUUAGAAAUCCAGUCAAUACAUCGAACAUGUCAUGACAUGGCGUGCACAGUAGAAGGGAAAGGAGGAGCGUGGAGGAAGAAGAAGAGGAGGGGCCACACUCCACUAUCCCAUUCCAUGCAAGUGGGAGUGAAGAGGAGAAAGAAAGGAAGACAGGAGAAAUCAAAGAUCCCAAAAGCUCUCUUCUCUGUUCGUGGAUCACCAAAAGUGACGGAAUAUUCUCACCGACCUUAUCCUCCUCCUCCUCCCGCAGCGACAUCUUCUGAGCUCAGCAUUGAUCCGAGGCCUUCAUCUUAUCUGCUUCCAAAUCGUCUCUUUCAUGCGCCCUUCUCUUUGCUCUAUAAAUCUGCGCCAUGCUUCCCCUCCGUGUCGCCACCACUGUUCACAUCCUUGUGGCUCGCCAUGGAGAAGCUGCCGGCGUCUCAAGUAGCAAAGGGGGCGUUCCUUCUCGCCCUCCUCCUCUUCACCCCUUUCAUAUCCUCAUCCUUAAGGACCUCUUACCUGUACUUCCUUCUCAACAUCCUCAUCGUCGCCCUGGGACUCGAGGCCGGCUUCCUCACCGCCAUCUCCAGGCCUCACGAGGAGAAGAAAGCGCAGAACUCCCUGGAGACUCCGGUCCCCGUGGAAGCCGCCGUCCAUGACGCGGCUACUGAUGCAACCAAGCUUGUCAGCCCGCAAGAACGGGUUACACAGGCGGCGAAGCCACCACGGAAGCCGGCGGUGCAGACGAGAGCGCAAACUUUGAAGCGCUGCCCGUCAAGGCCGAGCCUUUUCUUCAUCGGUGGCGCCGAGGGAGACAGCUUCGUCAAAGAGGAGAAGGAAGAGAAGGUGGAGGAGGCCGGGGAGCUGAGCAAGCAGGAGUUGUUUGCCAAGGCGGAGGCUUUCAUCGGCAACUUCUACAAGCAGCUGAGGAUGCAGAGGGAGGAGUCGUGGAAGAAGAUUCAUGGGUUCUAUCACAGGGCUUUCUAGGUUUCACCUGAUGCCUACUUCCAUGUUGAGCAUGGCACUGUGGUUGAGAGAGAGAAGUACCGAGCAUAUUUUCUUUGGUACAUCUCAUUCUUUGACGUAUGUUGCCUCGAAUGAUACUGAGCUGCGGCCAGUAUGGUGUAUUUACUGCAUCUUAUUGUCAGCAUCGAUAAUAGAUCAAGCCAGACAAGUAAUAAUAAUAAUAAUAAAUGAUUUGUGCA